Molecule: messenger RNA, 5301 nt
Organism: Sebastes umbrosus (honeycomb rockfish)
Lineage: Eukaryota; Metazoa; Chordata; Actinopteri; Perciformes; Sebastidae
Gene: a2m1
Product: alpha-2-macroglobulin
Cellular component (GO): extracellular region
Molecular function (GO): endopeptidase inhibitor activity
Source: RefSeq, a predicted model, not a curated record
UGGAGGUUUUGGGGAUGUUAUAAACAGCAAACCACCGCCCUCCCUAUGAGCAACUUGUCCUGCACAUCCCCCUGUCCUCCGCCGCCUCUCUCUCUGACUCCUCCGGCCCGCAGUUGGGGGAACAGGCUGGAAGCACGCCCUCUGGUCCGCGCGAGUUCGAGUCCCGCUGCUGCUGCUCGCUGUUGCGCACCGACUCUCUCGCGCUCUGCAGACAUGAUGGCACCUGUCCUCCAAAUGUUUGGUGUCGUCAUCGCAUCAGCGCUCCUGCUAACCGUGACAUCGGUCAAACUCAGUGACAAUAUUUUUGCAGUGACUGUGAGCUCCCAGAUGAGAGGAGGGAAACAGGAGACCCUGUGUGCCCAGAUCCACAGCCCCGCGGGAAACGUCUCGCUGACUGUUGCCCUCGAAAUGGGCUCAGGCAGAACGUCCAUCCUGGAAGAGGCUGUAAACCAGGACUUUUACCGCUGCGUUACAUUCCAGGUCCCUACAGUGCGCUCCAGAACUGUGGCAACCAUUAAUGUCACUAUUCAGGGUGAGAGCACCUCGAUGAACAAGAAGACCAAAGUCCUCAUCGUGCCCCCUGGUUUCAUCCAUAUCGUCCAGACUGAUAAACCGAUCUACAAACCUGGACAGACUGUCCAGUUCCGAAUCGUCUCUUUGGAUGCCAAUUUCAUCCCCGUAGCUCGAGUGUACAAAGUGGUGGCGAUCCAGGAUCCCAAUUCAAAUCGCAUAGCCCAGUGGUUGGAUAAAUCCAUCGUUAGCGGCAUCCUUGAUCUUUCUCACCCCAUGAUUCCUGAGGCAGCGCAAGGAAGCUACGUGAUCACCGCUUCGACGGACAAAGGAGAGGAAAUAACCCACAGCUUUGACAUCAAGGAAUACGUUUUGCCAAAGUAUGAAGUAAAGGUUCACCUACCCAGUGUGAUUACCAUCCUGGACCAAGAGGCGACACUAAAGAUCUGUGGAAAAUACACCUAUGGGAAACCUGUUGUUGGUUCAGUCAAGGCAGUGUGUUGUAGAAAUGCCGCCCGCCGGUAUCAUUGGUAUUCAAGUGUCCAACAAAAGAACCUGUGCAAAACGUAUGAACUGACGACGGAUAAAAGCGGUUGUGCCACACAAACUAUGAACAUGACCGAUUUUUCCCUCACCAAGAACCAUUACGAAGACAGUUUUGAGGUGAACGCUGAAAUGGAGGAGUUCGGCACAGGGGUCAUUCUUAAAGGCAGUGGGCAGACCGGCUUCAGCAGUAACAUCAGAACUGUCACCUUUGAGGACGUACCUGCCUCGUACAAGCCUGGCAUCCCGUUGGAGGGAAAGGUCAAAAUGGUCGGUCCAGACGACAAAGCUGUUGCCAAUGAGCCAGUGUAUCUAACAGCCAGCGACACUCAAAACUUCAUGCUCACUACAGACAUGAAAGGCAUGGCUUCGUUUUUUGACACCGCCCUCUGGAAGGACUCUGUGACGCUACAGGCGAAGUCUAAAAAGACGUCGGAGAAUGAGCCAUAUGUGCGCGAUCUGCGCAGACCAGAGUACAGGUCGGCCCACCACCACGUCGCAGCAUUUUACUCAAAGAGCAGCAGUUUUUUGAAACUCAUGCAGGUGAACGGGAAGAUCUCCUGCGACAAAGACGCGACUCUGCGUGCUCAGUACAUCAUCCAAGGGGAGGAGCUAAAGAAGGGACAGGAAGUCAUUGACUUCUUUUACCUGGUCCUGUCCAGAGGUGGAAUUGUGCAGCACGGUCGUGUCCCGGUGGCUGUUAAAACAGGAAAUGUCAACAAAGGAGAGUUGUCCGUAUCGCUCCGUCAGGUUACAGACCUGGCGCCAUUUGCCCAAGUGAUAGUUUACACUGUGAUGCCCAGUGGAGAGGCUGUGGCCGAUAGCCAGAACGUCCCCAUCCAGCUCUGCCUCAAUAACAAGGUGUCUCUGAAGUUCUCCUCUCUCCAGGAGCUUCCAGCAGAGAAGACCACGCUCAGCCUCCAGGCUCAUCCAGGCUCCAUGUGCUCUGUCAGGGCCAUCGACCAGAGCGUCCUCCUGCUGCAGGCGGAGCAGGAGCUCACUGUCGACUAUGUGUACAACAGGCUGCCUUUACAGAAGCUGUCAGGAUACACCCACGACAUUGAAGACUCUGACCCAUAUCACUGCUACGAACCAGAACCAGAACCAGAGCCUGAACUAGAAGUGGAGAUUCAGGAUGACGUGGAGCCAGCUAGUCGAUCAAAGCGCUCCUUCCACUUUGGACAGGACAAUGAGAAGAAUGAUGUCUACGGCGUCUUUAAAGAAAUAGGAAUCAAAAUUGUGACCAACUCCGAUGUGAAAAAACCUUAUAACUGCCAUAUCUAUGCCUUAGAAGAUGAAGAAUAUGGGUUGGAUAUGGUAGACUCUCCGGUUCCCAUGGCCAACAUGAUGCCACAGAGAGCAGGUGUUGCGAUGAAAGUUAAAGAAGAGGAGGAGAAGAAAGAGACCGUCAGGACAUUCUUCCCUGAGACCUGGAUCUGGGACCUAGUUACUGUGGGAGACAGCGGGUCAGUGAAUGUGGAGAAGACGGUCCCUGACACCAUCACUAAGUGGGCAGCUGGAGCUUUCUGUGUCUCUUCCGUGGGCUUCGGUGUGUCGCCCGACACUGGACUGACUGUCUUCCAGCCGUUUUUUGUCAGUCUCACCUUGCCCUACUCCGUCAUCCGAGGGGAGGUGUUUACUCUCAAAGCCACUGUCUUCAACUAUCUCUCAAAGUGCAUCAUGGUGAAGAUUACACUGGCUGAUUCAGACCAGUACACCUCCAGAAACUGUGAUGGCUGCCAGUACAGUGUGUGUUUGUGCGGAGAGGAGAGCAGGACCUUCUCAUGGAUUGUAACUCCAACUGCCCUAGGUCAGGUGGAUCUGAAGGUCAGCGCAGAGGCCCUGAAGACUGACAUACUGUGUGGCAACGAGGUGGCCACCGUCCCCGACAUGGGCCGAAUCGACACGGUGGUCCGCACCCUGCUGGUGCAGGCUGAAGGAACACCACAGAUGGUCAGCCACAACGCUCUCCUCUGUCCUGCAGAGGGGCCUGUGGAGAAGAACAUCUCCCUUCUGAUGCCCGAGAUGUUUGUGGCUGGAUCGGCCAGGGCCUCCGUCUCUGUUCUGGGUGACCUGAUGGGCCGCGCUAUGAAGAACCUGGACAAGCUCCUGGCCAUGCCGUACGGCUGCGGGGAGCAGAACAUGGUGCUGUUCGCGCCCAACAUCUUCAUCCUCAACUACCUGAAAAGCACGGCUCAGCUGACCGACGCCAUUCUGGAGAGGGCGACGCGCUUCCUGGAGAGCGGAUAUCAGAGGGAGCUCACUUACAAGCAUGAUGACGGCUCCUACAGUGCCUUUGGGAAGAGUGAUGAGUCUGGAAACACCUGGCUGACCUCUUUUGUGAUGAAGUCCUAUGGCGGGGCGAGACCAUACAUCUUUGUGCACGACAAGCACAUUAAAGAGACACGGAGGUGGCUAUCCUCACACCAGCGGCCUGACGGCUGCAUCAGAUCUGUGGGGAAACUCUUCCACAACGGCAUGAAGGGAGGUGUGAGUGACGAUGUGUCCCUGACAGCCUACAUCACCGCUGCCCUGCUGGAGCUCGACACCAACACCACGGACCCCGUGGUGCAAAACUGCCUGAACUGUCUCAAGGCAGCAGUGGCCGGCCAGCUGGACAACAUGUACACCACGGCCCUGCUGUCCUACACCUUCACCCUGGCUGGAGACGAGGAGAUGAGGAGCAAACUCAUCACUUACCUGCACCAGAAGUCCAACACACUGGGUGGCACCCGUCGCUGGAACAGAGCAGGGGCUUCUGAGAAAGGCCUGGACUCUUUGGAGGUGGAGAUGACGUCCUACGUGCUGCUGGCUCUGCUCUCAGGUCCGGCCAUGCCAGGCUUUGGUUUGGAUUACUCGUCCAGCAUCGUCCGCUGGCUCGCCCAGCAGCAGAACCCCUACGGCGGCUUCGCUUCAACACAGGACACCGUGGUGGCCCUCCAGGCUCUGGCUAAGUACGGCACUGCCACCUACAGCGCGGAGGGCAGCACUACGGUGACGGUGACGUCGUUAGGAGGCCUCGACAAAGAGUUUGCGGUGGAUCAGAGCAACAGGCUGCUGUACCAGGAGGAGAAGCUGAGCGACGUCCCCGGAGAGUACACGAUCAAAGCUCAGGGACAGAGCUGUGUGCUGGCACAGAUCUCCAUGCACUACAACAUCCCCCCUCCUCCCGACUUCUCUGCCUUCAAAAUCUCAACUGACAUCAUGACCAAAUGCAACAUCAGCAGGCCUGAGCUCAUCCUCUUUGUGCAUGUCAGGUACCAGGGCCGGAGAGAGGAAACAAACAUGGUCAUCAUCAACAUCAAACUGCUGUCUGGAUACAUUCUGGAUAAGAACUCCCUGAAGCUGCUGAAGAACGACCGCUUAGUGAAGCGUGUGGACGUGGACGAAGGAUUCAUCAACAUCUACUUAGAUGGGUUGAAGAAGGAUGAGCAAAAGAUCUACAGUGUGACACUAGAGGAGGACAUGCCCGUCAGGAACCUGAAACCAGCUGUGGUCAAAGUCUACGAUUACUACCAGACAAGUGAUGAGGCAGUCACUGACUACACCUCCCCCUGUGCAGAGAGUGACGGCGUCAACGAGCUGUAAAACCUACGUGGAAAGCCCCGCCGAGACUCCUCAGUUGGAAGAAUCACUGUGUCAGAGAAAGAAACUUCUAGAUGUGUAUUUUUUUUAUUAGAUCGUUUCUUUGUGUUUUUUUUCUCCUUUUAAACCUUUUUUUUCUUUUCGCUGUGUUUCAUUGUGAGUGAAUUCCACUUUUUAGGAACACAUUUUUAAUUUUCUUUUAACUGUUUUGAUGUUUUUUGUUCUACUUGCUGUUCCACGGUAGGCUCGUCCUUGUCCUUCCAGCUAUGACUGUUUAGUAACGAUCCAAUAAUCAAUCAGCAUGAGAAUCCGUACGGUAGUCGCUGCUGUCUCCCUCCUCAACACUGCAAACGUCACAUUAAAACCCGCUGAGCUCAAGAAAAGCAGACGAUAUUCUGGAACAGUUCUGUUUUUUAAUAGAUUUGACAAAAUCCAUAUUAUUCAUACGUGAAAGUAACGCAUGAGACAUACAGGGUACCAAUAACACAGUAUGGUCCGAGUAUCAAUUGUGAGUGUGUGUGUGUGUGUGUGUGUGUGAAACAGGAUCUACUUUCUAGAAAAAACAAAAGUACAGUUUCAUGAGUGCUAGGUGAGUUAUUCUCUGUGUGUGUGUGUGUGCAGGUGUGUGUUCUGCUGUACCAGUAAAAAAAAAAAAAAAAAAAA